AUAUGUAGGUGCGUAUCAGAGAUGCAUCACCAGGUACCUAAAGUAGGAUCUAAAAUCCAAAACCCCUAGCCUCCAUCUCCAAAUCGCGGGACGGCGGCGGGACAAGCCGAGCCAACUAACUAAAACCAACUACAGUAAGCUACGUCACCCACUAACUCUAGGCGGAAACUCAGCUUUUUAUCCUUAAACUUCCAAACCACGGAAGACUUUCAGACUUAAAUCUUUCCAACCUUUUUCAUAAAAACUGCCCUCGCACUUGAUUCCAUGAUUUCAUAAACGAUUAGAUAAUUUAUAUUGUUUCAUUUAUGAUUUGCAAUUUCUUUUCGCUUUCGUUCUCGAUACCCCCUUAGAUACCGAUGUUUUGAUAACGUUGAUACCACCCGAUGGCAUUUCCCCUCGCGUCGGGAUUCCCUAAGCCUCUAUGAUUGAAGUAUCGCCAAGCACCAUUCGUUCAACUGAACUGCGGGAUCAUCAGUAAAAGAUCUGUAUUUGAUUUUAAAAAUUGCUUUUCGUUAUGGCUUCCCAUAACUCUUCUGGGCUUGCCCCAGUUGAGAAUGAGGAUAGCUUGGAGAUCCGCCGAAGUCUGGAGCUCCGUGUGGAUUUACGUGUUGCUACUUUAGCUCUGAGCUCCGAACCAGAGCUCGCCCCUCUUACUUCGUGUAACGCUUCAUCACGCCCAGACAUACAGCAACCCGGCGAGAUAGACAUCCAACCAAAGAAGAUUCCAGACUGGAGUAAUCUGAAAGUCAUUCACCGCAAUACGUUGCCUCCUCGGAGUCAUUUCCAUCUCUAUAACUCCGAAAGCGACGCUCUUUCAAGGGAUGUGAGCCGCUCCAGAGCUGCGUUGCUCUCCGGUACUUGGGGGUUUGAACUUCCACCAGGUCCAUUCAAGGGCUCGCAAGACUUUUAUAAGCCCAACUUCGACCAUACGGAAUGGAAGCUCAUCAAGGUUCCGGGCAUGUGGCAGCUUCAAGGGUUUGGAAAAGGCCCUCAAUAUACUAAUGUGAACUACCCUUUUCCAGUAGAUCCACCAAAUGUCCCAUAUGAUGAUAACGAAUGCGGUCGCUAUAUCACACGAUUCUUGGUGCCGGAUACUCUGAAGGAUGGAAGUCAAUGGCGGUUACGGUUUGAAGGCGUCGAUUCUGCUUUUACGGUUUGGGUGAACGGGAAGGAAGUUGGUUAUUCGCAAGGCUCGAGGAACCCUAGCGAAUUUGAUAUUUCCGCACAACUUGACAUCGACGCCGAGAAUACUCUUUGCGUGGAGGUCUAUCAGCGAUGCGAUGGAAGUUAUAUCGAAGACCAGGACCAAUGGUGGCUUAGUGGCAUUUUUAGAGAUGUCUGGUUACAUUCGUUUACCCCCGUUCAUUUUGAGGAUUUUCAUAUCCAGACCAUCCUAGAUGACAACUACGAGGAUGCUUGGCUCACGAUUGACGCUAAGCUGAAUAAGGACGGCGAAACUAUCUCGGCUAAGCUUCUUGAUGAUAAAGGUGAGGUGGUCUUCUCUGAUUCACACUUAUCGCAAUCCCGGUCACACAGAUUUAAAUAUCAAGUUAAAGAUCCUCAGAAAUGGACUGCGGAAACCCCGUACCUAUACUCCUUGGUUCUCUCCGUUGGAUCAGUCUACGUCACUCAGCGGGUCGGGUUUCGUAGGGCCGAGCUCAUUGAUGGCGUCUUCUCCGUGAACGGGAGUCCCGUCAAGAUUCGUGGGGUCAAUCGCCAUGAACACAAUGCACAAUCAGGGAGAACCGUUCCAUAUGCGGACCUACGGUGGGAUCUUCAAUUAAUGAAAUAUUAUGGCGUUAAUGCUAUUCGCACGUGCCACUACAUCAAUGAUCCAAGGUUCUAUGACCUUACCGAUGAAAUGGGAUUUUGGGUGUUGGAUGAAGCUGACCUUGAAUGCCACGGGUUUGGCGAAGUCGGCGGUAAUCCAGCAAGUUUCACGUCCGAUAAUCCUGAAUGGAGGGAUGCAUAUAUAGAUCGUGCGGUACAAAUGGUUCAGCGAGAUAAGAACCAUCCUUCCGUCAUCAUGUGGUCUCUCGGGAACGAAGCUUUCUACGGUAACAAUCACCAAGCCAUGUACGAUGCCAUAAAAGAAAUCGACACAACCCGCCUCGUGCACUAUGAAGGUGACCAAGAAGCCAAAACCGCAGAUAUUUUCAGUCGGAUGUAUACUCCUGUUGACCAGAUGAUCAAACAUGCGGAGGAGAAGAGUUGGAAGAAGCCUUUCGUCAUGUGCGAAUUCAUUCACGCGAUGGGUAACGGUCCGGGUGCCAUGAAAGAGUAUAUCGAAGCUUUCUACAAGUACCCACGCCUCAUGGGAGGUUUUGUGUGGGAGUGGGCUAAUCACGGUCUGGAAACUGAAUCGAAAGAUGGCGAAAGGUAUUAUGGAUACGGCGGCGACUUCCAACCCGAUGAACCGAAUGAUGGUAAUUUCGUGAUGGACGGACUUUGCGAUUCGCGACAUUUCCCUGGUCCAGGACUCGACGAAUAUGGAAAGGCUAUCGAACCAGUACAGAUACUCGGCGUGAAAGGCAACGAAGUAACGAUUAUAAAUCGCUACGACUUUCUGACCUUAGACCAUCUUAAAUGUUACUGGGAACUCAUUUCAGACCGACAGCAGAUGAUUGGAAAAGAGAUACUCAUCCCGGCAUCAAUUAAGCCCCAUACGAAUGCGACCUUAGUGCUCGGUGGUCUUCCAAUGACUCUAUCGGCAGAUACAUGGCUUCAGCUAGAGUUUAUGGCACGUCGAGAAAGCAAAUGGACACCACCCGGAAGGGUUGUAGCCCGCGGUCAAAUUUCCCUUACAGUGCCUCAAUCCCUUACACUCCUCAAAUCCCUUUCCUCACCAAGUCGUCCCCAUAUCCAACGUAAAGACGGAAUGCUCUACGUCACCCUUUCUAAAGGCACAACCUUCGGCUUCGAUACCGGUAACGGUACUCUAUCCUCCCUAACGCAUACUUCGAAGCCAGACGACAACCUCAUCACCGUUCCCUUAGCUCUCGACUUCUAUCGCGCGCUCACAGACAACGACCGUGGCGGCCACGGCCAAGAAUGGAUCGACCGUCGCGUCCACCAAACACGUAACCAUUUCUCACAACUAACCGUUACCGAGACAGAAUCUAGUUGCACCAUCGUCGUCAAAGGCCGCGCCGCACCACCCGCCCUCGCCUGGGGUGUCGACACCACGACAACAUAUACCCUAACAUCUUCGCACUGCAGCAUCCGCGUACAAGCUAAGCCCAACGGAUCUCUCCUCCCCUCCACAUUCGCGCGCUUCGGCCUAUCCUUCGGUCUCCGCGGUGUGCGAAUCAUAGAGUGGUUCGGUCGGGGCCCAGGUGAAUCCUACCGCGACCGUAAACGCGCGCAACUAAUCAAUACAUGGGGUUUCUCGACCGCAUACCCCGACGCGUUAUUCCGACACUAUGAAUUCCCACAGGACGCCGGGAACCGGACGGAUGUUCGAUGGUUGGAACUACGUUCCCAUUGGGGCGGCGAAGACGUGUUUCCCGAUCGACUACUCCGCGCGCGCUUUGGCGAUCAUAAAGGUGCGAGUUUUAGCGUUAUGCCGUAUACCACGCGCGAUGUGGAUGAGUGUACACACCCGUAUGAACUGAGGAAGAGGAGGAGAGAGGAUCAUAUCGUUAGGUUGGAUUGGUAUCAUCAUGGUCUUGGUACGGCGAGUUGUGGGCCUGCUACGUUGCCUGAGUAUCAGUUGAGGACUGAUCAGGAAUUUGAUGUUGAAUUGUUGUUGGAUUGAGUCGUUGGUUUUUUAUUGUUGUUUUUUAUGUGUGUUCAUUUUUGGAUACUGGAAAGAAUCCCUCGUAUGGUAACGUGAGGCGGCUCUACCGUCAACUUUGAUUUAUUCAGCCUGUCAGAGUUGUCUAGAUCACGAUAGCAAUGAGGAAUGUCGUCGAAAGCAUACGUUCUAUUUUCGUUGUGCGAUUGUACCUCGAAGUACGCCGAAAUCUAAGUAAUCGAAAGUUCGAUGUUUCCCACGUCUUCUGACUUUCUCCCCCCGUUACAUCUCCCCGAGUAUGGCUAUAUUGUGCCAACUCUUGUUAAGCUGAAAUCAUGUCAUAGCAUAAACAACCAUAAGUCAACGCGACUAAGACCUCGCAGCUAUAUCUGCGUCCAGAAAGCUAAUGAGAUGAAUACCACGCCAAACAGCAAACAUAUUACAUAAUAAAA
Molecule: messenger RNA, 4188 nt
Organism: Hypoxylon trugodes
Lineage: Eukaryota; Fungi; Ascomycota; Sordariomycetes; Xylariales; Hypoxylaceae
Product: glycoside hydrolase family 2 protein
Exons: 2
Coding region: 515-3757 (1080 amino acids)
Biological process (GO): lactose catabolic process
Cellular component (GO): beta-galactosidase complex
Molecular function (GO): beta-galactosidase activity; carbohydrate binding
Source: RefSeq, a predicted model, not a curated record